Gordionus sp. m RMFG-2023 is the source of this 1939-nucleotide messenger RNA. Its product is annotated as leukocyte elastase inhibitor-like. Lineage: Eukaryota; Metazoa; Nematomorpha; Gordioida; Chordodea; Parachordodidae. The coding region runs from base 112 to 1434 and encodes 440 amino acids. The record is from RefSeq and is a predicted model, not a curated record. The transcript is spliced from 4 exons. Gene Ontology annotation, molecular function: serine-type endopeptidase inhibitor activity.
UAAAAACAUACAUUGAAAUAUGUAUCACUUUUAUUUUAAUUAAUUUUGUUUAGUAUAUAAAUAUAUUCAAAAAUUUUUUUUUUGAAAUAGUAGAUGAAAAACUAAAGAUAUAUGAUCGGUUAUAAUAGUUUUAAAUCAUUUUUGGUUGUUUUCACUGUAUGCCUACUUAAAUGCGAUGGAAUUAGUUUCGGUGAUGAAAAUGAUAAUAUGCAACGUUUAGGAGCGAUUAACCAACUAUUUGGUUUGGAUUUACUAAAAUCUCUUCAAAACAUGAAUGUAGGCCAUGAUAUACCAAUGCUCGGGGGGCAGGAUAAUUUUAUAUUUUCUCCUUUUAACAUCGGUAAUUCACUAGCCAUUUUAUUGUUGGGGGCCGAUGAGAAAAUGUUUAAUCAAUUGCUGCAUACCCUGCACUACGAAGAAUUAUUUCAAAUAUUCAACCAGAUUACCCUUAAAAAUCAGCAUAUUCUACAUUCAACCAUACUCAAAACUAUUAGAACUCUCAAAAACUACAAAAAUACUACCGUGAGGUUAUCUUAUGGAAUAUACCCUGAUAAAAGAUUUAAAGUUGAUCGGGCAUUCGCCAUAGAAGUAUCCAAGUAUUAUGGGACACACAUUCAAAAGCUAAAUUACAAAACAAAAGCCGAUGAAGCCGUUAAAACCAUCAAUUCGGAUAUCGCAAAGGCUACGAAAGGCGUAAUUAAAGAUAUAUUACCUCGCGAGUCUCUUAAUCCAGACACUAGAUUUUUAAUAGUUGACACCAUUUACUUUAAAAGUGAGUGGAAAGAUCCCUUUAAACCAGAGAAGACAUAUCCCGAGCCAUUCACUAGAGACGAUGGAGUAGUGGAACAGGUUAAGAUGAUGCACGAUACCAGGACGCUUCAAUACGGUGCAGCUCAACUAGACGAUUUAGUAAUUCUACCAACUUCUAUUCUUAAUCAAAAGAUCGAAAUUCUCAGAAUACCAUAUGCAAACCCAAAUUUGGCCAUGUUUUUUGUGCUACCCGAAAAACAUGGAUUAUCCGAUUUGAUCAAAGUCUUAUCUCCUACGGGCUUCACUUCACUAACAAAGAGCGUGAAAGAUACAUUGAUUGACGUUUCUCUGCCCGUUUUCAGGACAAGCUACGCCCUCUCACUUUCUAAGACUCUCAAAAAUCUCGGACUCAAAAGCAUAUUCGAGGACAUGACGAAUUUUACGGGGUUAAUUAGAUCUCAUAAAUCCGAUAAUUUGUAUCUCGGCGAAGUAUUUCACAAGGCUUCUAUCGAAGUGACGGAGAGAGGGACUAAGGCAAUAGCUGAUACUGGUGCAGUGAUGUUAACAUCAUCUAGAUACCUACCCUCAACCCAAAAAUUUAUUGCAGAUAGACCCUUCUUGUAUUUCAUACUGGAUUCGCUGAGUGGAAAUAUCUUAUUCUUCGGAACCUACAUAAAGGGAUAACGAUGAUAUAAAUUUUUUUUUAUAGAUAAAUAGCUACAACAUUAUUUUUAUUAUAUCAAGGAAAAUCGAAGUUACAACAACUGAUUUAUUUAAUUUGCUAUUCUUCUAUUUCAUUUCACAUCAGAUUAGGAAAAAAACUAAUCUUCAAUAUAUCUUAUUCACCCCCCCCCCCCCCUCCCAAAUCUAUAUCGCUCAAACCUUUAAUUAACCGAACCCAAAUCUCUCUAACCUUUAUAAUCCUACUUCUUACAUCAGAUAUACUUGUUAAAUUUUAAUUAUAUUUCAUCUUAUUAAAAAAGAAAUCUCCUUCAGUUGAUUAUUCCUUAUCCAUUAUAUAUCACCAUAACAAUAUAUUAUAAUUAUUUGUUUAAAACAUUUUUUAAAUAAACAUUUUAUACAAAAAUAAAAAAUUAAUUGUUUCCUAAUUUAAUUUUUUUGUUUAUAGUUAUAUAAAGAAUAAAUUAUUUUUUAAUACAAUAAAAGGCCAAUUUGCAAGGUUAGAAAA